CCCUGGCCAGUGACAAGCUACGCGGGGAAGAUGGCGUCCGGUUGCUUAGCGCUGCUCCUGUAAAUCCGGUCUGUUAAUCCCUAGUAUAGUAAUUGGUGUCGAACAAGGCCCAGGGAGAAAUGUCUGACUCGGAGGAGGAGAGCCAAGACCGGCAGCUCAAAAUAGUCAUUUUGGGAGAUGGAGCCUGUGGGAAGACAUCUUUGGCCAUGCGGUUUGCUCAGGAAUCGUUUGGAAAACAGUACAAACAAACAGUGGGACUGGACUUCUUUCUGAAAAGGAUAACAUUGCCAGGAAGCAUAAACGUUACUCUCCAAGUCUGGGAUAUUGGAGGACAGACGAUAGGAGGCAAGAUGCUGGAUAAAUAUAUUUAUGGAACGCAGGGAGUCCUGUUGGUGUAUGACAUCACAAAUUACCAGAGUUUUGAGAAUUUAGAAGACUGGUUUUCCAUGGUAAAAAAAGUUAAUGAAGAAUCUGAAACGCAACCAUUCGUAGCCCUAGUAGGCAAUAAAAUUGACUUGGAGCACAUGCGGACAGUAAAAGCUGAUAAACAUCAGAGAUUUUGUCAAGAAAAUGGUCUGGGGAGCUAUUUUGUUUCUGCAAAGACAGGAGAUUCUGUCUUCCUGUGUUUUCAGAGAGUUGCUGCUGAAAUCCUUGGAAUCAAAUUAAACAAGGCAGAAAUUGAACAAUCUCAGCGCAUUGUCAAGGCAGACCUAGUGAAAUAUCCGGAAGAGGAGCCACAACUGAACUCUAAAGCUCAGAGCAAAAUCUGCUCGUUGCAGUAGAGAGAAGGGUCGUGAAAGCCGACAUUGUUAACUACAGUCAAGAGCCGGUUACGAGAAUGGUGAAUCCUCCUCGAAGUUCAAUGUGCGCAAUUCAGUGAAAUCCGUUUAACUUGGACCAACGCAUUUUGGAAACUCUUCCUUUCCGUUGCACAAGCGCAUGGUUUACCAAGAACUACGUUUUAACAGUGACAAUCUACGCACUGCGGUUUUGAGAUUUUCAAAAGCUACUAGAAUAUUUUGUUUUCUAAAGCAGUAGCGAGUAGUUAAUCUAGCCAGGGUGUAAGGUUUGGACCAAACACACACACACACACAUGCACAAAAACCCCUUUAAAUUAUUUUGAUCAGAAUAUUAAAAUCAAUCUAUGGAUAGUUUGCAAAUGAUUUUGACGGGUAGCUGUGUGUGAUGCAACGGGACCGGUUACCAUUUUAUCACAUGCAGUACAAGUAUCCAGAAUUUGGUGGCUUAGAUUAAGGGGUUAAGUAAACCCGAGAGCAACUCUUUGUAAACCACACACUGAAUGUAUAUUUUAUCCACAACACUCUUUCUUACAUUCCAUUAAUUAGAAAAUAUCCAGUUAUCAAUUUUCUUCCACCAUCAAAUUCGGUGAUGCGUAGUAUUAUACCACUUUUACUUAAAAAAAAAAAUUAAUCCCUAAUUUAUUAUAUUUUUAUAUUUGCUUUUUUUUCCUCUCUGCGCUGUUUUUCUCUGUUGCCCACACUUUAAAGCGUUUAGUCCUCCGUGGUUAUAUCCGAUCUCGGUAAUUAAUUGGGAUGGUUAACUAUUUAAUUUCCAAAACAAAACAAACAACAUAAAGAAAUAAAAGCAUUUAUUAAUAGGAAAAUAAAUAUUGAGAUUUUUAAAACUGAUAA
This is a messenger RNA of Spea bombifrons (plains spadefoot toad), 1652 nucleotides long. RefSeq names its product RAB28, member RAS oncogene family (gene RAB28). The record is from RefSeq and is a predicted model, not a curated record. Gene Ontology annotation, molecular function: GTPase activity; GTP binding. NCBI's taxonomy places the organism in Eukaryota, Metazoa, Chordata, Amphibia, Anura, Pelobatidae. Gene Ontology annotation, cellular component: endosome; Golgi apparatus. The coding region runs from base 120 to 782 and encodes 220 amino acids. The transcript is spliced from 8 exons.